Molecule: messenger RNA, 3207 nt
Organism: Kwoniella botswanensis
Lineage: Eukaryota; Fungi; Basidiomycota; Tremellomycetes; Tremellales; Cryptococcaceae
Exons: 12
Coding region: 1-3207 (1068 amino acids)
Biological process (GO): signal transduction; UDP-N-acetylglucosamine biosynthetic process
Cellular component (GO): Golgi apparatus; endoplasmic reticulum; endoplasmic reticulum-Golgi intermediate compartment
Molecular function (GO): glucosamine 6-phosphate N-acetyltransferase activity; monosaccharide binding
Source: RefSeq, a predicted model, not a curated record
AUGGCCUACGCUUAUCCAUCCGGUGAUCUGGGUGGAUCAUCCACUUCGCUCAAUGUUAGUUUACAUGGUGGAGGACAUGGGCUGGGUCAUGGAUUGAAGAGGUACGAGGCUGGAUUUGAUGUGCUGAGGGAGUUCAAGCAUAAGAUAUCAGAGGACGAACAUUACAUAUCCUUCUUCCAAGAUCGUAUACGAGUGGAGGAGCAGUACAUAGAGAAUCUCACGAGACUAUACGAUAGGAGUGUAGCUAUCGAUACCUUGCAUGAUGAACCUGGUCAUAACAGGAAGCAGAACAGAACGACUGCUCGCAAAGCAUGGCAAGAAGUCAGAGAUUACACGCAAAGAGAAAUACAGUCGAGAGAAGCUAUGGUUGGAGCGUUAAGAGAGGAUGUCAUGAAGGAACUUGUCAAGCUAAAGGAAGAACAAACUCGUAUAAGAGGGGUUCUGAAGGACAAUAUGAAGCUGGCCAAUGAGGCGUACGAUGAUCACGCGAGAUCCCAGUUGCCCAAAUUGAAGAAAUCAUAUUAUCAGAAAUGUCAGGCAUUAGAGGAUCAUAAACGUCAAGAACACGCUAUAGCGAUGCAAGCACGACUUCUUUCCACUCCCUCACCACCAUCCCCAGCCAAUACACCAUUACAUGAACAUCCAUUUGCUGUACCUGCAGGUCCAUCGUACACUUCUCCACCCAUUUCCACUCCCCCAUUACCUGCUAUGAGCAAUCCUGCGCUGCCUCAGCCCGAGGCCGUCCAUGCAGGUCGAGAAGAUAAAAAAGUCAAUCGUCUACGGGCUGGAUCAGCCUCUGGUGGAGAGAGUAAGGGUAAAGAUGUAUUGAAUGAUAUAGCGCAACAAAGUAAGAAAGGGUUUUCGGCGUUCAUGCAGAAACUAGGUGGCGACAAAGAUAAGGAUAAGGAUAAAGACAAAGAUGAUUAUAUCAUCGUUGGUGGAGGAGAUGGAGAUUUGGGUGGAAGUGGAAGUUUACAAAGACGAGGAACCGGAACGGGAGGACCCAACAACAGCAAUCAAAAAGCAUUAUCGGCGAUGAGAGCUGUCAAGGUGAAAAGGGACGCGGAUGAAGCAGAUAAAGCCUAUAGAACUGGUGUCUUCCACUUAGAAUCAUUGAGAUUGAGGAGGGAGAAACUUCACGCUUCCGCCAUGAACAGCUUGGAAACCUUCAAUGACGAAUUGAGCGAGAGGUUGAGAUAUGCUUUGGAAAGCUAUAUCGAUGCUAUGUAUGGUACGGCUGCUACCAAUGCUCAGGCUACGGAGGUUGCGAAAGAAGCUAUCGAGGGAAUCAAUCUCGAACAAGAUAUGAUGUUGUUCCGUACAAGACUUCGAUCACUUGUAUCACCACCCAUUGCACCAAUUCCAUACGAAAACUUUUACGUCGGACCAUGUAAAUCCCUUAUCUUCGGGGUAUCUUUGACGGACUACGAUUUCACAAGAGGCGAUUCAUCGGAUCAUGGUAGACCACCUAUCAUUCUGGAAAAAGCGAUAGCGGCGAUCGAUGAGCGAGGUCUGGGCCUUGAAGGGAUAUAUAGGGUUAGCGGCAGACAUGCUGGUGUGCAGAAGAUGAUACAGGGUAUUGAGCUUGAUGAAGAGAAGUUUGCCUUUGAUGAGAGGGAUGAUGUGGCUAGUAUCGGUAGUGUACUGAAGCAAUAUCUCAGAGAACUUCCCGAGCCGGUUUUCCCAUUGCCUCAUCCUGAAAGAGUGAAAUACACCGAAAGUAGGGAAGCUCAUAUCGAAAGCAAUUUCUCCUCCCUUCGAGCUCGAUUGAGGAGGCUACCGCCUAUUCAUCAGACUACCUUCCAAGCCAUGAUAGAACAUCUGGGCCGAGUCAACCAGAAGUCCUCAGCGAACAAGAUGGAUGCUAAGAAUCUCGCGGUCGUUUUCAACUCCGUUUUAUUCGGUCAAGAACAAACACCUACGGACACAACCUCUUUACUGCAACAUCAUCAGGGCAAGGAUACUGUCCUCGAAGACCUCAUCACUUUUUCAGAUUUGCUCUUCGGCGUCGAUUCCCCCGUGGUAGCACCAACAGCACUUCCGCCUGGACCCGCCCUAUCUCGAUCCGGCGUACUCUCUCACCAUCCCAUCGAUGAAGGACCUCAACCUGGCAGCUCUCGUACAAAGAUCAAGAUAUCGCAGCCUCCCGUGGAGUCCACUGAUGUCAAGACAUCCCCCAUAAUUUCCGAUAACAGCUCAGACGCUGCACCAACCACUAACGAGCCCGGUACAGCUAAGCCCCUGGCAGUGCCUCAGUUCGCAGAUCCUGAUCCAGUUGAAAUUGGUGUAUUUACUCCCGAUGAGAAACUCGAUUUGUUGUUCGAUCCAAAACAUAUACCUAAGAGUAUGAAAGAAGGUCUACCAGACAAUAUACAUAUCCGACCAUUGGCAUCAACGGAUCUCCUCCGAUCGCAUUUCCAGCUCUUGAACAGUCUAAGGGAAUCGCCAGCUUUAGCUCCAUCAGUGUAUUCCGCGAUUUUCCAGCAUCUCAAAGCGUGUCCUGGGACUUAUUACAUCUUGGUCAUGGUCAACAAGGAUAACGACCAACUAGUAGCAUCGGGAUCACUGAUCGUGGAAAGGAAACAUAUCAACAAUGGCGGUGCUUCAGGACAUUUGGAGGAUAUAGUGGUCUCUGAUACGAUGCAAGGUAAAGGAUUGGGACAGAGGCUGGUCGCCGGUCUUAGAGAUAUGGCUGUGGGACUGGGUUGUUAUAAAGUGAUUUUGGAUUGUAAGGAACCUAAGAUGCCUUUCUACGAGAAAUGCGGUUUCCACAAACGCAGUGCCGGUAUGGCAUACUACGUAGCAGAUCAUCAACCUCCCUUUACCUCUGAUCAGCCUACAAGUGUGUUAUCCCCUUCGAGCCAAAGCCAAGAAUCGUCUUCACCUUCCAAUUCCAUCAACCCUGCCCAACCUUUAGCAUUGACUACAGACCUACCACCUGGAUCACCUUCUUUGACAUCCGCUUCGUCCGGUACAGGCGUGACAUACUCUUAUCCUACCGCUGAAAAUACCGUGUUACCUGCAUGGGCUUCGGAGGGAUUAGGCUCGAGUCCGUUAGGCCCACCUAAUAGUGCUUCGCCAGCUUUACUGAGCUUACCUGGCAGUCAAGUUCAGUCGCCUAUCAACCGACAAGAGGAUGAUAAGACCCCAUUACCUCCUGGAGCGGCUCCUGCCAGUACGGAUGCGGAGCCGGAGAGGCUGCCUUAA